AUGUCAGGCAACGACGAGGCGAUCACACAGCGUCAGCCUUCCAAUGCUGACGCAAUGUCCAACAUUGGUCGUCGCAAGAGCACCGUGGUCAACCAGGGAUUGACUGGUGCUUCCGCCUUGACCGUCAGACAGUCCAUCUUCCCCAUUUCUCUCGUCACCAUCCUCUUCUUCCUUUGGGGCUUCGCCUAUGGAUUGCUCGAUGUCCUCAACGCCAAGUUUCAAACCUCUCUCAACAUUACCGCAGCCAAAGCUGGUGGACUGCAGGGCGCUUACUUUGGUGCCUAUUUCAUCGGUCCCUUAACAUACUCCGGCUGGUUUGUUAGGAAGUUCGGAUACCGCUGGACUUUCAUCUUGGGCUUGUGCAUCUAUGGCGUUGGAGCUUUGAUGUUCUGGCCUUCGGCAGUUUAUUCCUCCUUCCCCGGAUUUUGCGGCAGUCUUUUCAUUGUCGGAUCUGGUCUCUCAACUCUCGAGACUUCUGCCAACCCAUUCAUCGCCACUUGCGGGCCUCCCAGACUCUCUGAGUUCCGUCUUGAGCUUUCACAGUCAUUCCAAGCCGUCGGCUCUGUGGUCGCGCCCCUCCUUGCCUCCCGUGUUUUCUUCAAGGAAGUUGGCAGCAAAGAUCUCUCGCAUGUCCAGUGGACCUACGUCGGCAUCGCAGCUUUUGUCUUCCUGCUCGCUGUUGUCUUCUUCUUCAGCCCCCUUCCAGAAGUCACGGAUGCGGAUAUGGCUCUUCAAGCCGAGCAAUGUUCGGAUCUUACUGGCUAUCAAGAGAAGCCUCUUAGCAAACAAUACAAGCUGUUCUUCGGUGUCGCAGCUCAAUUCUGCUACGUUGGUGCUCAGGUUGCGGUGGCUUCUCAAUUCAUCCGGUACAGCGAGGAGUCUGCUGGCCUCACUGAAGCUCAGGCAUCCGACCGAUAUGCCAUUGGCCAAUCUUUGUUCGCCAUCGGUCGAUUCGCUGCCGCCGGAUUGUUCAUGUUUGUCAAGCCUCGCCUUGUCCUCUUGGUUUUCAUGACCGCCAUUAUGAUCUUCAUUGGUGCUGCCAUCGGUGUCCAGGGUGAGGGAGGUGUCGCCAUGCUCUCGCUUGUGCUCUUCUUCGAGUCAUGCAUCUUCCCUACCAUCUUUACCCUUUCCAUUCGUGGUCUGGGCCGACACACCAAGCGUGGUUCUUCCUGGAUCGUUGCCAGUGUCUGCGGUGGUGCGCUGUUCCCAGCUCUUACCGGUCUCGCUGCCGAUCACAUGCACAGUUACCACAAGGCUAUGUGCGUUCCCCUGGUUGGCUUCUUCGUCAGCUUCGUCUUCCCCAUCUAUCUCAACACUGUCUGCGCUCGCGAACUCGAUGGUUUCCGUGAGACCAAGAUUGGAUACGUCGAUGAGCGACGAGGAACCAUCAUUGGUGAUAUCAAUGAUGUCCAGACGUUCGAGGAGAUGCAUAAGAGAAGCUCUGUCAACGUCGAAAAGGUGUAA
This is a messenger RNA of Exophiala bonariae, 1464 nucleotides long. RefSeq lists its product as uncharacterized. The transcript has a single exon. The coding region runs from base 1 to 1464 and encodes 487 amino acids. NCBI's taxonomy places the organism in Eukaryota, Fungi, Ascomycota, Eurotiomycetes, Chaetothyriales, Herpotrichiellaceae. The record is from RefSeq and is a predicted model, not a curated record. Gene Ontology annotation, biological process: transmembrane transport. Gene Ontology annotation, molecular function: transmembrane transporter activity.